Trichoplax adhaerens is the source of this 1725-nucleotide messenger RNA. RefSeq lists its product as uncharacterized. The record is from RefSeq and is a predicted model, not a curated record. Gene Ontology annotation, molecular function: smoothened binding; patched binding. Gene Ontology annotation, biological process: protein localization to cilium; non-motile cilium assembly. The annotation marks the transcript as partial. Gene Ontology annotation, cellular component: BBSome; centrosome; axoneme. The transcript has 21 exons. Lineage: Eukaryota; Metazoa; Placozoa; Uniplacotomia; Trichoplacea; Trichoplacidae.
UGGCUAAAUGCUCACUCAGAUCCGGUUGCUUCUCUGUAUACUUUUACCAAUUGUAUGGCUCUCGCUGACUUAAACGGAGAUGGAGACCAUAAGUUAAUUGUUGCUGAUCUUGGAACUGGUGUUUAUGACAUGAAACUUAAAGUAUGGAAAGGCACAUCACUUGUUUCAGAGACAACUAUUAUUGAUUUACCAACUGGCGUUUGUACAUUUCAUAUGGAUGCUACUGAACCACGAGUUCCUGCCGUUGGAGUUGCAUCUGGUCCAUUUAUUUACGUUUAUAAGAACUUGAAGCCGUUUUUUAAAUUUACCUUGCCUCCUUUAGAGGUUAACAAAUUAGAGCAAGAAUUAUGGGAACAAGCCAGAGAGGAGAAAAUAGACGCUUUAACACUGAAAAAGAGCUUAGAACGAUUAAAGGAUGAUUCGCGAACUCCGCUAACCAUACGCAGUCUUCGAUAUGUCUUAUUGGAGCAAAGCGACCUUGAAGCCUUUCUUCGCGUUCAUAAACAUACCCCUUUGAAACGACAGACUGUUAUUACGGCAAUAGCAGCAUUGAAGAAAAGCCAUGCUGAUGACGAUGCUAUCAGUUGUUUAGUCGUUGGAACGGAAAGUCAAGAUGUUUAUGUUCUUGAUUCUGAAGCGUAUACAGUCUUAGCUAAGAUGACUUUACCAAGUGUUCCAGUUUUCCUAUCCGUAUCUGGUCUCUUCGACGUAGAAUAUCGAAUCGUUGUUGCAUGUCGAAAUGGGAAUCUAUAUACCUUGAAAAGAGGUGCUAAACAUCCAGGAAAAAGUUGUAUUGAAUUAAAGUCUCAGCCUGUUGGCAUAGAACGAAUUGGUAAAAAUAUCAUCGUGGGAUGCAUGGAUCAAACCUUAAAUUGUUUCACGACAAAGGGCAAGAGAAUUUGGUCACUUGACAUGCCUGAUACAAUUAAUACCCUAGAAUUACUAUCUUAUAAAGCAAGGGGAAUUAAAGCCGUCUUGGUAGCGUUAAAUAAUGGAGAAACAAGAAUUUAUCGCGAUAAAUUUUUAGUGAACGUUAUUAAAACCCAGGAUCCAGUCACGGGUUUAAAAUUCGGCCGAUUUGGUCGAGAAGAUUGCUCACUAAUAUUAGUUACCAAAGCUGGUGGAUUAUCUGUUAGGAUUCUGAAAAGGAAUACUACGUUUGAGACUAAGGAUACCCAACAACUUGUCGGUGCUCCAUCUGGCCAAAAUCUUAAACUUAACGUUCCGAGAAAGACAAAACUGUUUGUCGAUCAAAUGCAAAGAGAACGUGAGAACUAUGUUUCAAUGCACAGAACUUUUCAGCAUGAUCUAUAUCGGCUGCGUUUGGAAUCAGCACGUUCCUACGUUAGAGCCCUUACCACAAGUUUGAAUCCAGUAUCAGCAUUAUUGCAAGAUCCUCUAAAGUUAUCAGCCACGGUUCAAGGAAUUGGCCCAGUUUUUAAAUUAACAAUCAACUUGCAAAAUACAUCAGCAAAUAACCCAUCAUUUGAUUUAUUAAUGACUUCCCAAUACGAUGAUGCUCUUUAUAAAUUGGAUAGAACUUACAUUCAGAUACCCAUGAUCGUGCCGGGAUUAAGUUAUAAUUUUGAAAUUAUGGUUGAAUGUUUAAGUGAUAAAGGCAUUUCAGAUAAUAUCAAGGUCUUUGUACUCCACAAAGGAAAGAGUUCACCGAUUAUUACUGCAGUUAUUAGCAUGCCUAUAAGUGAAGGAGCUAUUUUGCCAUAA